ACCGGCAAAGAAGCCGUUAUAAGAGUUAAAUUUGCCGUUAACCAGGAAUUUAGGUUAUAUAAGAAGUAUUAACUAGAUUGCCGCAAAUUCACCCUGCCUUCCUUUACUUGUCAAUUCCGGCCGACACCAACAAUUCCACGCCGGAAAAAGAUGGAUUUGGUGGAUGUGCCAAACGAGGAUAUUACAAGUAUGAUACAAAGGGCGAUGGACGGUGAUGCUGCUCAAGUGGAUGACUAUAAGACUAAGGUUGAUGAGCUGUUUGCGAAGGUUGACAAUCUCGAGCAAAGAGUGAAUGAAGUUGAACAAUUUUACUCGAAUACAAAACUAAACGAAUCCAACACUUCUAGCAAUGCUUUAACUACAAAGGAUAAAGAAAAAGAGAAACAUGUUCCCAGCAUGAAAAAGCUGCAUCAGGAUGCUUCUCGUAGAGAGGCUGCUGCUGCUAAGAGAAUGCAAGAGCUUAUCCGCAACUUUGGGAGUAUAUUUCGUCAGAUGACACAGCACAAGUGGGCGUGGCCCUUUAUGCAGCCAGUAGAUGUUCAAGGACUUGGGUUGCAAGACUACUAUAAGAUUAUUGACAGGCCAAUGGACUUCAGUACAAUAAAAAACCAAAUGGAAGGCAAGGAUGGUACCGGAUACAAGCAUGUCCGCGAGAUAUGUUCUGACGUACGGUUGGUUUUUAAAAAUGCAAUGAAGUACAAUGACGAAAAGAGUGAUGUUCAUGUUAUGGCGAAAACAUUACUGGAAAAAUUCGAAGAGAAGUGGCUGCAGAUUUUGCCGAAAGUUACCGAAGAGGAAGAAAGACGAGAAAAGGAGGAAGCCGAAGCACAAAUAAACAUUCAGCUUGCUCAGGAGGCAGCUCAUGCGAAAUUGGCCCGGGAUUUAAAUAAUGAGCUUUAUGACAUUGAUAUGCAUAUAGAAGAGCUCAGAGAAACGGUGGUUCAAAAGUGCAGGCGAAUAUCUACAUCGGAGAAAAGAAAGCUAGGUGUUGCUCUCUCCAAACUAUGUCCUGAAGAUCUUAAUAAAGCUCUGGAGAUAGUAGCUCAAAAUAAUCCGACCUUCGAAGCUACAGCUGAAGAAGUUGAGCUCGACAUAAACGCUCAGAGUGAAUCGACAUUGUGGAGGUUGAAGUUUUUCGUGAAGGAUGUGUUAAAGGGUGGGUGUAAGAAUUCGAGCAAGGAAGAAGACAAAAACAACAUAACUUGUGAAGAUGCUACUAACAUAGACGAUAAUAACAUCGUCUCGAAACGUAAACGAGAGAUAUGUGAUGCUCUUGCUAAGACCGCGAAAAGACGGAAGAAGAAGCCUAUUCGCACUUGAGGAUAAAAAGUGUUAUUUUGGUUAAACGUCGUAAUUUUUACUGGUCGUUUUUUGACCAUUUAUAUACGGCACUUUGACGUGUGAGAUGGAUUAUGUGGCCGAUUUUAUUCAUCUUUUUUUCUUUUUCUCUUUUAAUAGAUUUUGAUUGUUGUAAAUUGAAUUUUUAAUUUUUAGAAUUCAAUAGAUCAAUCACUGAGUUCAGUUUUUGAAUAUUUUAGCUAGAGUUGAUGAAUUUGUAAUAUUAAUCAAGAAUCAAGACUAUCAGUGAAUUUGAGAAGUGAGAUAGAACAAAAUUCAUUUCAA
This is a messenger RNA of Erythranthe guttata (spotted monkey flower), 1623 nucleotides long. It is a transcript of the gene GTE6, whose product is annotated as general transcription factor group E6. Gene Ontology annotation, molecular function: protein binding. NCBI's taxonomy places the organism in Eukaryota, Viridiplantae, Streptophyta, Magnoliopsida, Lamiales, Phrymaceae. The record is from RefSeq and is a predicted model, not a curated record.